AUGUCGGACACAGAACGGCCCAUCUCUCUGAGGGGUUCUUCCUGUUCCACCCACUCGGCCGACACUAUCAACACCGUCCACACACUCGAAUCUGCCGUUUCUAGCGUCGAUCCGUCGCUGUUGGUCAAUCUCGAAGAUGAUGACCCAGAAAACGUGUACACGCAGCUCUCCACGACCCACAAGUGGUUCCUCACAGCUAUUGUUUGCGUCACCUUCUUCCAGAUCACAGCCAACAGUAGUACUUAUACCAAUGCUAUGGAUCCCAUCAUGGAGCGUUUGGAAUGUGGAAGGGUUGUUGCCACGCUAGGAAUUUCCUUUUUCAUUCUCGGACUGGGUGCUGGACCCAUGGUGUUUGCACCUCUGAGUGAGUACUACGGACGACGGCCCAUCUACGUGUGUGGACUUGCUCUUUAUGUGCUUUUCCAACUCCCCGUUUGUUUGGCUACCAACAUUCAGACCAUGCUGAUCGGUCGGUUCUUGUCUGCCUUCUUCUCCUCUUCUUUCGCGGCUGUCUCUGGUGGAACCAUCACCGACAUCUUUGACAAACAGAAGGAACACGAUAUGUUGGUAUUGGCCAUGAGUACUUUCUCUCUUUCGCCUUUCUUCGGUCCUUCUGUGGGUCCUCUCAUUUCAGGCUUCAUUGUCCAGCACACCAAGUGGCGAUGGGUUUUCUGGCUCAUGCUCAUUUGGUCCGGUGUCUUGUUUGUGGUUGUUCUGUUGUUCUCCAAGGAGACCUAUGGACCUGUCCUGACAGAGAAGAAGGUCCGACGACUCAGAGGCGAGAGCGAGAAAAACGUUUUCCAAAGAAUAUUUGGAAAGGACAGCGAAAAGACCCCAGCUGUGGCUGAAACAGAAAAGAAGCCUUACACCUGUGCUCUGAUGGAGCUCAAGAAGCGCCAGUCACUGAUGAAGAAUAUUCUCAUCAAUUGUGAGCGUCCCUUUGGUCUGCUUCUUAAGGACCCUAUGGUCCUUCUCAUCUGUCUUUACUCUGGUUUGCUGCUGGCUAUUGUGUACGCUUUUUUCGUUGCAUUCCCUCUGGUCUUUGGAAACGUCUACAACUUUGACGUCCAGUUUAUUGGCAUGUCCUUCCUUCCGCUUUGUGUUGGCCAGUUCGUCGCCACCUAUGGCUCGAUUCCUAUCGUCAAAAAGCUGACCAAAAAGUUCAACGAAAAACGAAUUGCUAGAGGACAGACCCCAAGCACUCCUGAACUGAAGCUCAUUCCUAUGAUGAUCGGUUGCUUCUUGUGUCCUAUUGGUUUGUUCUGGUUCGGUUGGACGUGUUAUGAGUCCAUUCACUGGAUCGUUCCCAUGAUUGGAAGUGCAUUUUUCGGAGCUGGAACUGUGCUUGUCUUUGCUGGCACAUUUGGAUUCCUUGUCGAUGGUUACAGGCUCUAUGCUGCCUCUGCCAUGGCAGCCAACGCCUUUGUUCGGUGUGUCCUGUCGUCAGCCUUCCCGCUGUUCACUCGACAAAUGUACCAGAACUGGAGCUACCACUGGGCCACCAGUUUGCUGGGCUUUGUCACUUGCCUGAUGAUUCCUAUUCCCUUUGUUUUUUAUAUCAAGGGAGAGAAGCUCAGAAGUAAGAGCCCUUAUGCAUGGAACUAG
Messenger RNA from Yarrowia lipolytica CLIB122, 1605 nucleotides. RefSeq lists its product as uncharacterized. Gene Ontology annotation, cellular component: plasma membrane. Gene Ontology annotation, molecular function: transmembrane transporter activity. The record is from RefSeq and is a predicted model, not a curated record. NCBI's taxonomy places the organism in Eukaryota, Fungi, Ascomycota, Dipodascomycetes, Dipodascales. Gene Ontology annotation, biological process: transmembrane transport.